Molecule: messenger RNA, 2328 nt
Organism: Venustampulla echinocandica
Lineage: Eukaryota; Fungi; Ascomycota; Leotiomycetes; Helotiales; Pleuroascaceae
Product: MFS general substrate transporter
Exons: 3
Coding region: 1-2328 (775 amino acids)
Biological process (GO): transmembrane transport
Molecular function (GO): transmembrane transporter activity
Source: RefSeq, a predicted model, not a curated record
AUGGCUUCUCCCUCAGACCAGGAAGAAACUGGGCCGGCUCCAGCCUCCCUGGCCUCACGCUGGUGGUUCUCUCGCCGGUCUGCUUCCAAGCGGGACGACCGCCGAGAAGAUACAGACACGAGCAGUGGCGAGCCUGAAAAGAACACCACCCAGCCUACAAAAUGGAGUUUGGGAGUGCUCAACGAUUCAUCCACCCAUGAAGUCCCUGGCUCUGUUCUUCUUCUGUCAGGCCAGCGCAAUCAGCCCUUGGGUCUUCGAAAUGCGCCGGCUAGAGCGUCUCAUUCCUCCUUACCUCCACAACCUUUUACUACCAUUCAGAAUGACCACGAACCUCUGCCGGAGGAGCUACCGGAAGGCAAGAAGACCACACCCGAUGGUGCCGUGAUACUCAACCCCCAGCCGGACGAAUCACAGAAUGACCCAUUGAAUUGGCCCAAGUGGAGGAGAGAUGCUUCACUGUUAUCGCUCGGUCUCUAUUGCAUGAUUGGUGGUGGUAUGACUACAAUCCUAGCCGCGGGCUUCACCAAUGUCGCCGAGACAUACGAUGUCACAGUGCCGCAGGUAGCGUUGACUACCGGACUGUAUAUGAUGGGGCUCGGCGUGGGUUCGAUUAUCGCCUGUCCAACGGCCAUUCUAUUUGGAAAACGGCCCGUAUACCUGGCCAGCGCUUUGGUAUUCGUUCUUUCCUCGGUCUGGUGCGCUCUAUCGCCGACCUACUCUUCCUUGAUUAUUGCAAGAGUCGUCAUGGGCCUCUCAGUCAGCUCGGUUGAGUGUCUGCCAUCGGCGACUGUUGCCGAGAUCUUCUUUCUCCAUGAGCGUGCAUAUCGUAUUGGCAUAUAUACCCUUCUCCUUUUGGGCGGAAAGAAUUUGGUGCCUUUGGUUAGUGCAGUGAUCAUCCAGUCUCUAGGCUGGCGAUGGGUUUUUUGGAUCGUGGCCAUGUAUGUUGGCUUCUGUGGGAUGCUCCUUUUCGUUUUUGUGCCCGAGUCAUUCUGGGAUCGGACGCCGCGACCAAAGAAACAUAAAAUAUCAGGGAAUACAUCCAAAUCGUCUCUAUUUCGGAGUAAGGCGGCGUCUCAGGCGCUCUCAGGGGAGCAUACCGUUAUUGAUGGGAAGCCUGGAGAGAUUAAUGAUGAGAGCAGCCCAGCUGCCAGUUCGGCCGGGGCAGCUCUCCCCCAGAGGCCCCCGGUAGUUCAACGAGCUACUAGUCGCAGCCUGCGUUUUGAUAUGGGCCACCAGGCGAGGUUCACCAGCGACUUGGAGAAGCAGGCAGAUGGUCCUACUGAAGGACUUCCGGAGUCGGAAGUUAGUGAAAUGGGCCAAAACAACACUGCAUCCCUAGAUCAGACCAAAGGCGAACAUUCAAACCCAGAUAUUUCGGGUAGCCGAUUAGAAGGCGAGGCUACAUCUAGUGGACUCCAACCUGCACAUACUGAAGCGUACGACUUCCAACAAGAGGCGGGAACUGGCCGCCCACCCACGGGGAGGACAGAUUCGUACGCCGAUGGAAUGGCUAUCGGGACCUUUGAACCCCCUCUUAUUUCCCAACGCUAUACCAACACGAUGCGGAGCCGCCCGGCGUUGACAUUCGUUCAGCAGAUGAAGCCUUAUAAUGGACGGUUCUCCAACGAGAAUUGGCUGCGUGUUGCCGUCCGACCCUUUAUCCUAUUCGCAUAUCCCGCCGUGCUCUGGUCAGCAGGCGUCUAUGGCUGCGCCGUUGGAUGGCUGAUCGUCCUUUCUGAGUCCGUGGCGGAAAUCUACCGCAGCCCAGAUACAUACGACUUCCACGCCCUUGCCACCGGCUUGGUCUACCUCUCCCCGUUUAUUGGCGGCAUCCUGGGCACUUGCGUCGCCGGGAAGGUUAGUGACAUUGUGGUAAAAGCAAUGGCGAAACGCAAUGGCGGGUUGUACGAACCGGAAUUCCGCCUCGUGAUGGCUGCCCCCGUGGCCCUCACAACCGUGGUAGGGCUCAUGGGCUUCGGCUGGUCCGCGCAAAACCACGAUCACUGGAUCGUGCCCACCGUUUUCUUCGGCAUCACCUCCUUCGGCUGCACCCUCGGUUCGACCACCGCCAUCACGUUCUGCGUAGACAGCUAUCGGCAGUAUGCGGGCGAGGCACUUGUCACGCUCAAUAUCACCAAGAACAUCUUGCAUGGCUUGGUGUUUAGUUUGUUCUUCAAUAACUGGCUAGAGAAGGAUGGGAGUAGGACGGUGUUUAUCUGGUUGGGAGUUAUCCAGUUGGUUCUUAUGGCCUUCACAAUCCCUAUGUAUAUAUUCGGGAAGAGAGCGAGGAUGUGGACCGUACGGAAGGGACUGAUGGAGAAGUUUUAG